Messenger RNA from Guillardia theta CCMP2712, 1551 nucleotides. RefSeq lists its product as hypothetical. The record is from RefSeq and is a predicted model, not a curated record. The coding region runs from base 1 to 1551 and encodes 516 amino acids. Gene Ontology annotation, molecular function: protein binding. NCBI's taxonomy places the organism in Eukaryota, Cryptophyceae, Pyrenomonadales, Geminigeraceae. The transcript is spliced from 13 exons.
AUGGUGGAUGUGGCGGUGAACGACAGCAUGCGUUUCUUCCUGGAGAUGGUGGGGGAGCGAAGCUUGGAUCAUGUCAAGGCAUCUGACAAGGUCCACCUGAACCUGAUCAACGACGUGCUCCAGAAGCAGCUCUCCAAGACAUUCAGGCGCACUGAGAGGGGCAGGCCAGACUUUGAAGACUGGGACAGAGCCGUGCUUCUCUUUGGCAAUGGACUCUACUCAAUCGCCAGUGUUGUCAGCGACCGGACGACACAGCUCUUCACCGAGGCGUUGCCUCAUGCAGAGAAAUCCCUCAGGAUUCUCAAGUCUUUCGACGACGUCCGACGCCUCACCAUCAUCCGCCUCACUAUCACCCACUACCUGAAGCGCCGCAACCCGAUAGAGAGGAGGAUGUCUUGCAUCAGCAUCAUGAAAGAUCUCCUCAACCACAUUGAUGUGGUGGACUCUCUUGCGGAGUUGGUGAAGGUGUCGUCGAAGAGAGACGACGCGUCCGAGAUGCCUGACUCGGAAGAGCUGAGGAGCAGCCGACAGGUGCUGAGCCUGAUCCACCAGAUGGAUUCCACCAUAAACAAGUACAUCACGGCAAAGUCAGGCCCUGGGACGCUGAUAGACAGGAAGGUAGCAUGGUCUGCCCUCAGAGUCACUCAGUGGAUACGGGCGCACCAACGGGACGUCCUGGCACUGACUGUGCAGGUCAACGGCUCCUUCAUCAUAUCCUGCGGUGCGGAUUGUGUCAUGAAGCUCUGGAGCAUCUCCCUCGAAGGGAUGAAGGAGGACUUUCAGUUCCACGGACAUCACCACUCCGUUGCGUCUGCUGUGUAUGACGACCAGCUCGACCAGAUCUUCUCCGUGUCAUAUGAUGGCUACGUGCGCAAGUGGAGCGCGGGGACCCCGAGCCCACUCGCUGCUCGACAAGCGCAUCGCUCCUCCCUUCACUGCAUCGUGCUUGAUAAGGAGCAGCAUGUGUAUCUCACAGGGGGAGCCGAAGGAGCCGUCAGGGCAUGGAAGGCUGAUGAUCUGCAUGAAGUAGGCAGUAGCGAGCCGCUGAGGGCGAGCAUCGAGUGCCUCGCGCUGUACUCUGCCAGGAGGGUGCUCUUUGCUGGGGGUUUCGACGGGUCCAUCGUUCUGUUCCAAGUGACGGUGGAGGAGGGAGGGCUGAAGUUUCAGAGGACGAAGCGGAUACAAGGGCACGAGCAGAGCGUGAACGGGCUCGUUCUGGAUCUCUACCUGAAGCUCCUGUGCUCGGCAGGAGACGACACGACGAUCAAAGUAAAAGCUACUUGUCCUCAGACCGUUCCUUCAGUCUCCUGCAGAGGGCAUGCGGAGCCUGUCAGGUCGCUGGUCGUGGACGAGACCAGGUCGCGGCUGCUGUCGGGGGGGGCCGAGGGCAACGUCAUGGUUUGGAGUCUCAAAGCAGCAAGGGAGGAGGAGGUCAAGGGAGAGCUUUUGCUCCACGUCUCCGCAAGGAUCUGCUGCAUUGCGGGGGACCAAUACUUGAAUCGCCUCUACAUCGGAGAUAGGUCAGGAGGGAUAAGAAUGAUGUGGAUGUGA